This is a messenger RNA of Orbicella faveolata, 1008 nucleotides long. Its product is annotated as histone chaperone ASF1-like. NCBI's taxonomy places the organism in Eukaryota, Metazoa, Cnidaria, Anthozoa, Scleractinia, Merulinidae. Gene Ontology annotation, biological process: DNA replication-dependent chromatin assembly. Gene Ontology annotation, molecular function: histone binding. Gene Ontology annotation, cellular component: nucleus; chromatin. The record is from RefSeq and is a predicted model, not a curated record.
UUUCGCGCCAGAUUACAAUUUUCCGCCAUUUCUGCGAACAAUAGCGAAUUCUGAAAUUCAGUAGCAUCUUGUCUGAUUUUAAUGGGUUUCUUUCAUUUUGUCGAUACGAAAAGGUUAUAGGAACGUUGAUGUGGUAUAUCUGUUAUAAAUCAUGGCUAAAAUCCACAUCAAUGAUGUGACAAUUCACCAAAAUCCUUCCCCAUUUUCGAGUCCCUUCGAGUUUCAGAUAACGUUCGAGUGCACAGAAGAACUCAACGACGAUUUAGAGUGGAAAAUUAUAUACGUCGGAUCUGCUGAGAGUGAUGCACACGAUCAAGUGUUGGACUCGGUUUUGGUUGGGCCUGUUCCAAUUGGGAGACACACAUUUGUAUUUCAGGCUAAAUCCCCAGAUCCAAGUCAAAUCCCGGACGAAGACCUGGUUGGUGUGACUGUGGUCCUCUUGACUUGUUCUUACAAAGACAGAGAGUUUGUACGAGUUGGCUACUAUGUGAACAAUGAGUAUACAGAGGAAGAGAUGAGAGAGAAUCCUCCAGCAAGGCCCGUCAUAGAAAAGCUUCAAAGAAAUAUUCUCCACUCCAAGCCUCGGGUAACAAGAUUUAAGAUUGACUGGAAUGAUUAACUUAAAUAGAAAGUCUGUUUUCAUAAUUGUUACAUGUACAUGAUAUUGUACAGCUGUAUUUAUAUAGUUUGAUUUCAUGAGAUGUUAUCAUGAGUCCUUUUGUAAAAAAAUGUUGUAUUUUAAAAUGAUUAGUGUGAAAUAACUUUGUUUCUUUCCAUUUUUUUUCUGUUCUCACUGGCCAAUACUUUACUUGUGUACUUAGUGGAAAUUAAUUUUAAGUACUGCUUAAUGGUGCAUUCAUUUUAAUUUUGUGUUUAUUAUUUGUUGAGUUACAUUUAAUUUCUUGUGUAGUAAUUUGUUCUUUUCCAUGACCACCAUGCAUAAAUAAUGUUUACAGACUUGCAAGGUCCUUUAAUUUAAAAAGAACCAUUGAACACUUUUAUACUCAU